UCGCUCGAAUUAAGCGAGGCAGAAGGAUAAAGACGCGCGUAUGAGGCGAGAUAAGGGCCUUUAUGUGAGGAUAAGGUUCGCGCCGCGAUAACGGUCAAUUCCGAGAGACGCGGCAACCGGCUCCGUCCUCGUUAGCAGACGACGCGCGCGAUCGCCGUCCCUUGUUUCUGCCUUCUCUCCUCGCUUGUCUCAAACGCGAGAGCGCUUCUAGACAGCCGCCGAUUUUUGUCAGGCGGUGAAGGCGGGCUAUUCCACAAAGGAAACAAAAGAGAUUAGUGAGCUAUCGAGUGGCGAGUGCCCUGUGCUAUCUCAGUGUAGUUCCUCCUCGCGCAAUUUUUUUUGCGGAGGAGGUGCGCGGACGUUUUGCGAACCUCGUUCCAGAAUCAGUCGGUCUUGCAUCUGUUCGUGAGUGCAAUUAUCUGUCUUUGCUGGGUGGACGUUCUUUUUUUAAGAAAACAGAGACUUUCAUCUGUUUGUUUGCGUCGUCUGCUAUGACCUGCUCGACCUAUUAGUGGUCCAGACUUUCGGGUGACCUUUGACCGGCCUCCUACUUCCGAGGAAGCGAGUGGUUUCUGACGCAACGCCGGCCCCCCGCAUCGGGGAUCUCGUCAAGACGUCGCCCUCUGGCCAGUUCCAGAACCCCAGGACUCAUGGCUGUGGACUUUGCGGCAGGAUGCUUAGGAGGGUGUGCUGGUGUUAUAGUUGGACAUCCUUUCGACACCAUAAAGGUCCGCUUACAGACCCAAGAUGGUUUAUCUCAUAGGUACAAAGGGGCCAUCGAUUGCUUCAGGAGCUUACUGAGAACAGAGAAGGUGUCGGGCCUCUACCGAGGAAUGUCGUCGCCGAUGGCUGGCGUGGCACUGGUGAACGCCGUGGUGUUCGGUGUCUACGGCUACUCGCAGAAGCGCCUCGGUGACGACAUCUGGGCACACGGUGCCUCCGGUGCACUGGCCGGGGCCGUGCAGAGCAUCAUCAGCAGUCCAAUAGAGCUGGCCAAGACUAGGUUACAAAUCCAAGGCGAGAGUGGCGGUCGCGCACUCUACAAGGGCCCCGUGGAUUGCCUGCGGCAGUUGCUCAGGGUGGAGGGCUUCCGCGGCGCCUUCCGAGGCCUCGGCUCGACCAUUCUCCGAGACGCGCCGGGCUUCGGCGUAUACUUCGCCAGCUACGAACAGAUGGUGCGCGCUGGCGCCAGUGGUCCCGCCAGUUUGAUGGCCGCCGGCGGGCUCGCCGGCGUCUUCUCCUGGAUGGCCUGCUACCCGAUGGACGUGCUCAAGUCCAGGCUCCAGGUAGACGGCAUGAGAGGACCACGAAGGUACAAAGGUCUCUUGGACUGCGCCGUUCAAAGCUACCGCCAGGAAGGUCUGGCCGUCUUUACCCGCGGCCUCAACUCCACCCUCCUGCGGGCCUUCCCCACCAACGCCGCCAUAUUCACCGUGGUGACGUGGGUGAUCCGGUUGUGCGACCCCGAGGCUAGGCCGGCCAAGGAGCCCGUCACGCAUCUGGCCAUGACGCAGCACCAUCAUCACUUUCACCCUCAGCACCACCACGUCGUUCACCUUGACCCUGAGCUUUACGUUAGCAGAGUCCUGGCCAUGGCGUGGGACGAUAUACAUUUUCAUUUUUAAGUUUUUGCGCACGAUUCAACCUGUGAUGUCUUUUUUCGCGCUCAGAGUGCUAGGCCGGAAUAAUGUAGCGAUUUUAUUCUCAUGGCUAUUCCUUUUCUCGCUUCGUCAGUUGUCCGUGUGACGCUAUGCCAGCGUUAUCUCUAUAAUCGGACGGUUGUGAACGGGGUGUGAAAUGAAAAUAAAAUCGAACGAGACGAAUCCCUACAUUAAACCAGCCCUAUAUAAUAUUUUACCACGUGAUGGAAGCCUGCUUUAUACAUUCCAAUUGUAUGUCACUUCAUGUGGGCGUGCUAUGCCUAGCAUGCUUUUUUAACAGAUCUCUAGCGUUCUAGAGGUGCUAUAAAGUAAAACAAGUUUUUAGAGUUUAGAGCGACGGGCCUACUUCGCUGUACUAUUUCGCAAUUACAAGCUCAACAGAUUUCUUAAGGCUGUAUUUGAAAAAGCCUGCCUACAAGUCGAAAUUGUCCAAUACAUAAAGACAAAAAUGAAAGACAACGUUCGCUUUUUGGAACGAGCCCGAAUAGAUUAAGAGGUUGCCUAUGCAGUAACUGCGAAUAUUUCCAUUCGAAACUGCUGAUAUUACGUUUACAUCGUACGUGCAGCCCUGACUAACGUUGCAUCAACGUUCACGUAAGUUAUUCGUGAUGCCAGACAGAUUCCAGGACCGCGAAAACGAAAUGGCGGCUUCGCAUGCUGAAAACUCUUAUAUCAGGCGGUGAGCCGAAUGGCAAUACAAUUACUGAAUCAAAUUAUUGAAAUUGGUCUAUUGUUUAUCUCUGAGCUUAUCAGAGUAGCAGUUGCUAUAGUGAAAAGAGUUGUAAAACUAUGAAGGGUGAGCGGCAAGGAGGGUAUGUGGAAGUGUUGCCCAUGACUCUCUAUUCCUUGCUGUGUCAUGUUCCACCGCGCCAGGGAAUGUACUUAAAAUCAAACAAACCGUAGAACACUGUUUCAACGUGACAUAUAAAGUGGCGAUGAAGUCAAAGUUGGAGCUGAUGAAUGGCGACAAUGAAAUGCACGUGCAAGAACUUUUGGUGCAAUCCCUGCACGUACUACUGCCUAUGUGCACCAAGACAGCUAAAAAACCGAACAUGCGUCUAAACACAUUUUUCGUUUGCCGUUGCUUAUAAAGGCUAGAUCGACUGAGAGCUACCAUUGAUACGAGAGUGUUUCAAAACAUGUUAUAAGCAUAGGUGCAUUGUUUGUCGACAACGCAAAACACAGCGUCAUAUACAAAUAUUUUCGCGUUGUCUUGAAUGUCUUGUGUGCCCAAUAAAGUAAAUGUAUGUGUGU
Molecule: messenger RNA, 2915 nt
Organism: Dermacentor silvarum
Lineage: Eukaryota; Metazoa; Arthropoda; Arachnida; Ixodida; Ixodidae
Product: mitochondrial basic amino acids transporter-like
Exons: 6
Coding region: 651-1625 (324 amino acids)
Biological process (GO): mitochondrial L-ornithine transmembrane transport
Cellular component (GO): mitochondrion
Molecular function (GO): high-affinity L-arginine transmembrane transporter activity
Source: RefSeq, a predicted model, not a curated record